AAAAAAUGAAAAAAAAUUCGCUAUAUUUUCAGCUUGUUGCAUAAUGAUAUAUCAAGCAAACUCUGAUUUUUCAAAUGCUGCCUGACAUUUCCCAACGCUUCGAUAGCAUCGCGCGCAAGCGACUAUUUUAAGGUUAAAAAACACUCAGCUGUUAUAAGCUGAACUUUGUGAACACCUUUGUGAAGGUCCCUGUAUAAAUGUUAGAGGUUGUUGAACUUGUGAAUCCAGCAAUCCCUGUCAAUAUCAAUUAAAUUAACCAGAGAAUAAAUAACCAAUGGAGUGCUGAUUCUGGCUGAUUCUUUUUAGGACUGUCACUGUCAGAAUCGCAAUUGAUUAUGGAUGGCGAUUCACAAAUUACAGUUUAUCCUGUUUUGGACAAGGAGGAACAACUGGACUCAUUCAUGGGCGAGGUCUCAGACAAUGAUAUUAUUUAUCUGAAGAUUGAAGAGCAAGAUGAAGAAAACCCUCAAUCUAAUCCGGAGCCUGAAAGCAGCGACACCCUAUCUUAUGUGGUCCAGGCAAAUUCUGUUUUGGAUGCUUCCAGGGUGCUAAAUUCCGGAAUCAAGAUCGUCACUUUGGGGGAUGAGCAGUACUUCUAUAUACCCCCGAGCAGUGACAAAUCUGGAGAGUCUUCAGAGGUCGAGCCCCAGUUUAUUGCCACUCAAGCAAUAGAGGUUGAUGAAGAAAGUACGGUGGCUCAUAUAGAAGCCACAUCAAUCACCGAAGGUAUAGAAGAAAUAUCCGAACUAUCAGCCGAAGAUGGCAUCCUGAAGCUGGAGCCCUAUGAAAUGAUCAUGCUUGAUGAUGUGGAGGGCUGCAAGCCAGUGGAAGCCCCCAAAAAAUUCAAGUGCUUGUACAAGGGCUGCGAGAACUUCUAUUCAACAUCCAAGUUGCUGACUGUGCACUUACGCAACCAUAUCAACAACAAGUCAUUCCAAUGCAGCUACGAGGGAUGUGGCAAAAAAUUCGCCACCAAUUAUUCGCUAACUACUCAUUGGAGAACCCAUACUGGGGAAAAACCGUACGCUUGCCGCGUAUGCUUGAAGAGCUUUAAAACUUCUGGAGAUCUUCUGAAGCACAUCCGAACCCAUACUGGCGAGAAGCCGUUCGCCUGCCCAGUGGAAGGCUGCGGAAAAUCCUUCACGACUUCUAACAUACGGAAGGUCCAUGUCAGGUCGCAUACAGGAGAGCGGCCCUACGUGUGCGACUAUCCGAAUUGCGGCAAAGCCUUUGCGUCCUCCACCAACUACAAGAACCACGCCAGAAUCCACUCGGGGGAAAAACCGUUUGCUUGCCACGUGAAGGGCUGUGAUAAAAAGUUCACCGAAUAUUCGUCCCUCUACAAACACCAGGCAGUCCAUCAAACCAAUGGGGAGAAAAACCACGAAUGCAGCUACUGCAAGCAAAAGUUUAAAUCGGAGCGCACCUUGCACGUGCAUCAAAAGGUCAAGCAUGGAAUUCUGGUCUCUCCUGAUGGGAUUCAAUUUUUAGACUUAGAGCUGGUCGGCUUGGAGUGGCCCCACUAGCAAUCAUAUUUCCCACAUACACUUUCAUUAAAAUGACAUAAUUACUGCCUUUUAUUGGGCCGACAUGGGUCAACACAAAGAAGAAAGUUGACAUAAGAAAAAUUGUGGACGAAUAAUUCAAUUAAACGUUAAUGGCACGCUAAA
Molecule: messenger RNA, 1670 nt
Organism: Dendroctonus ponderosae (mountain pine beetle)
Lineage: Eukaryota; Metazoa; Arthropoda; Insecta; Coleoptera; Curculionidae
Product: zinc finger protein 143
Exons: 6
Coding region: 336-1526 (396 amino acids)
Biological process (GO): regulation of transcription by RNA polymerase II
Cellular component (GO): nucleus
Molecular function (GO): RNA polymerase II cis-regulatory region sequence-specific DNA binding; DNA-binding transcription factor activity, RNA polymerase II-specific
Source: RefSeq, a predicted model, not a curated record